AUGGCGGUCAACUCCCACGAAUGCUAUCCGCCGGAGCUGUCUUCAGAAGAGCAGGAAUACCUGUUGACGAAUCUGAAAGAUUGGUCGAUUGCGCAUGGACUAGCGGUGCGGCCGGCUCCGUCAUUCGUCCAACCGGCCCAAGACCCUGCUGGGGUGCUCGCUGCUACAGCACCCGUCACUCUCUUUCCGAGUCUGUUCCCUCGGAACUGUUUCGAAGAAGGAUUAGCGAUACAAACAGCUUACAAUGAGUUGUACUCGGCAAUAGCUCGAGACGAAGAGUGGUUAAGAGGCAUCGUGGAAGAACUGGUCGAUAUUGAUGACUUCGUGGGGAAGCUUUGGCAAACCCAUCUGGCAGUUAAGAAGGAAGGCUAUGUGCAGAGUCUAUCGCUUGGUCUGUUCCGUUCGGACUACAUGGUCCACAUGGAUCAGGCCAAUCUUUCCUCGCCCUCCGGUCUCAAACAGGUCGAAUUCAACACGAUUGCAUCGUCUUUUGGUGGUCUAUCCUCUCAAGUAUCGCGGCUGCACAAGUACUUGCUCUCGGUAAAUGCGUAUCCAUCAUCUGCAACUUCUCUCAUUAAAGAAGAAGCGCUCCGCCAGAGUAAGUCGGCCUCUUCUCUGGCUCAAGGACUUGCUGCUGCGCAUAAGGCAUACGGGCCUUCGUCGACGGGCCGCUCCCUGUGCGUACUAUUUGUGGUACAAGACCCCGAAAGAAAUGUUUUUGACCAGCGGCACCUCGAAUAUGCAUUGUUCGAAGAAAACGGCGUGCGCGCUUUCCGAUUGCCUUUCGAACAAACCUUGUCGCACACAGAAUUGGAUACAGACCGUACGCUACUGUAUACACCACCUAACGCGCCUUUUACUACUUACGAAGUUACUACCAUCUACUUCCGAGCCGGUUACUCUCCGGACGACUAUCCAGAAGAGAAGGAGUGGGACGCAAGACUUCAUCUCGAGAGGAGUAAAGCAAUCAAGUGCCCGAGUGUGCUGACGCACCUUGCCGGGUGCAAAAAGGUCCAGCAAGUCCUCGCGACCCCGCAUUCUCCGCACUUGAAGCGUUUCCUGCCGAACGAUCAAGUGGCUUCGAAAGUGCUUUCGACGUUUGCGCCAAUAUACCCCCUAGACGAUAGUGAAGCUGGACAGGAGGCUAAGAAGCUGGCGCAAGACGUGAACUCUGCGGCCCGUUAUGUACUCAAACCCCAACGCGAAGGAGGAGGAAACAACGUCUAUCGAAAGGCUAUUCCCACCUUUCUCGAGAAGCUCCCGCGGACACACUGGCCAGCGUACAUCCUGAUGGAGAUGAUAGAGCCGCCUCCGCUGACCAAUGCGAUCCUUCGAAACGGACAGCUGCAGCGAGGUGGCGUUAUUGGAGAGCUCGGGGUCUAUGGCGUGUGCCUUUGGCGAAACGGGACCGAUGACAAGGACGCGGGUCAGGUCUUGGAGAAUUGGGAAGCUGGAUAUCUUCUUCGAACCAAAGGAGACCAGAGUGAAGAGGGCGGUGUGGCUGCAGGGUUCGGAGCCGUUGAUAGCGUGUUUCUCACCGACUUGAACCCUGACGUCUUCCCUCUCCACACUACCACGUACCCAGUAACUAAAGGCAUCAAAGUCGAGCUUGCAGGUGUUGUCAUCCUGUGUGUGUUCGGCAUUAUAUCACAGCUUCGUCUGUGGAGACUCAUCAAAGAGCGUCGAGACAAGAAGGAGGAACAUGAACAGCAAAAGGCAGAGAGUCAGCAAUUACACGAGGCAGAACUCGGCCGAAAGAUCGAAGACAAGUUCCAGAGGGAACGUCGUGAAUGGGAAGCUACGUACGGAGAGAAAGGACUUCCAGGCUCAAGCGACGAAUCGGGUUCAGCUACGCCUCAGUCACCAAGUCUCAACGAGAAAGAGCACUACGCAAUUGCUUAUGAUUCCAAGGUCGACCUUGCGGGACUUGAGAACAAGCACACGAAAGUCACUGUUGCUGCUGUCCAGGAUGAUGGAAUCCAACGAAUUGAUGCGACGGGAACACCUAUUACUCAGGAUGGUCUUGUUCCUCAAUCCGCUGAUGUUAGCCGAUCCAACAGCGCACGUCCGUCCUCGGACGCAGUAACUUUCUCGCACACCUCCCGGACUGUAUCUGUCACAAGCUCACUCAAGCCCUCAUCUCCCCCGCCUCCGGUUGUUGUACCACUUCCCUUUAAGAUUCCGCAGGAAGAAGAUGCGAGAUCAGCAAUAUCAGACAACCCUUCUGUUUCCGCCUUGCCCGAUACCGAAGAGGAAGCCACACUUACGGAAGAGCAAUUUACUUCCCGUCGCUUGCCCAGUAAACCGACAAUGAAGCGCAUGUCGACGGUCAGGUCUUCGGUUGAUGGGUUUCAAAAUGGCAAGGCACUAAUGAUGUCGCCGAUCGAAGAUGACAGGUCUUCUGUUGCGGCUACGUUGGACGAAGAAGACAGGAUAUCUCUAUCGGAGUUGUCUCCGCCCUCCUCACCUCUAGAUGCGAAGUUCAAUAUGGAAGACCCAAUGACUGACGAGUCGAGCUUCAAGACUAACAAAACUGGCGAAGUACGAGAGGACAGCGCGGUUGCUUUGGGAACAGACGCAGCAACAACACCUAGCACACCAACCAUCGAUGUACAAACCGCAGAAACGCUGGAGGAUAUAUCCAAAGCUCAUGAAUUAGCGCCUUCGCCGUCUCAGAUUGGUCUUCGCAAAUUCCUUACCAUCAGCACUGAUCCAAAACAUGAUGCUGUACAGUCCAAACUCAUUCCUCCACGAAGUCCUCGCUUACGACACGAUACUCUGGUGAAGGAAGGCAGCGACAAUUCCAGUACAGCGAAGUCUGAUGCACCAGGAUCCGUAAAUGAUAACCUCUCGAAUGCGCCUCCGCUUCGCCUCUCGAAGGUAGCGCAAUCGUACCGAACCAACGAAUGGGCGAAACACCUUGAAGCUGCAGACAGACCAGAAAUCGACGAGGUUUCUGAGCCAAGCUCACCAGGUGCUCAACUAGACCACGAGCAGCCCGCGCCAGUGAGCGAAGGCAUUGCACAGCCUUUUGCCGUAGCGAAGAGGGUCUCGAAACGGGUUUCAAGUGAUAGUAACGUACACAGGAAGAAUGCAUUCAUGCAGAUCAACUCCAAUUCAGCGAGACAAUCUCAAAGUGAGCUUCCGGCCUUCGCGAAUAUUCGCAUGUCCGGCUCGCAACAGCCGUUGGCAGUCGAUCUCGUUGGCAGGAGAGUCUCGUCUAGCCCUGCACAGCCCCUCAGUAAGACUCUGAUGGGCAAACGCGAGUCGCUGAUGCGAGACCGGGUUUCUACGCAGAACUUUAACCAACAGUUAUCCUCUGUUAACAACUUGACAGUAACAGCUGAGGAUGACAUGACGUUGGCACAACGUAGACACGUCUUAAAGCAGCAGAAGCCCCCUUCGGCGUCGCAAAAGUGGCAGAAGGGCAGCUGGGCAACGAGCCCUCAAGCCGAAGGAUUCGAUUCCCAUCAGCCGAGGAGAACAGUUGGCUCAGGCUCCGACCAGAAGCGCGAGGAGUUGCUUGUCGGGUGGAGAGGAUCGGUCCCACAAAACGGGGUGCCCAUGCAGAGCGCAGUAGCGAAAGAGGAGCAGCAGCGAGCGGCGAUGAUGAACGCAAAGAGACAGAAGGAGAUGGAGCAGCAGCAGCAAGCUGCCAUCGCGCAACACCGAGAGUCGAUGAGACAUAACAUGAUGCGAAGCAGUGAGAUGCUUGACGCGCACCGCGACGCAAUGCGACGCAUGCAGGCGUCCGCCAACAGAAAAGCGUAA
Messenger RNA from Didymosphaeria variabile, 3771 nucleotides. RefSeq names its product Glutathione synthetase (gene GSH2). The transcript is spliced from 4 exons. NCBI's taxonomy places the organism in Eukaryota, Fungi, Ascomycota, Dothideomycetes, Pleosporales, Didymosphaeriaceae. The record is from RefSeq and is a predicted model, not a curated record. Gene Ontology annotation, cellular component: cytosol. Gene Ontology annotation, molecular function: glutathione synthase activity; ATP binding; glutathione binding. Bases 1 to 3771 code for a protein of 1256 amino acids. Gene Ontology annotation, biological process: glutathione biosynthetic process.